AUGAACGGCGAAGGCUACUCUCGUGACGGACGAGGAAAGGGAUCUCGCGACUAUCCGAGGGAUCGCGAUGAUAGACGUGGUGAUAGAGAUAGACAUCGCGAGCGCAGACGCUCCCGUUCGCCUUAUGACCGAAGCUCGAGACGUCGCGACGACGAGGACAGCUAUGCGACCAGCCGUAGCCACCGUGAGCGCGAGCGCGAGGACAGAUACUCUGGCCGUGAUAGACGCGGUGAUAGAGAGUGGGAUCGCGACCGUGGAUCUUCCAGACGCGAUGCCAGAAGAGACGACGAUGACCAUCGACGCAGAGACCGCGACCCCUAUGACGACCGACGCCGAGGCGGACGAGAAAGACAUGAUGAUCCCCGCCGUGAACGCCAACGCAGCGCAACACCGCCUCCUAAGAAGCGGGAGCCUACACCUGAUCUGACCAACGUUACGUCGGUCCUUGAGCGCAAGCGGCGGUUGACUCAGUGGGACAUCAAACCCCCCGGUUAUGAGAAUGUCACUGCUGAACAAGCCAAGCUGUCAGGCAUGUUCCCAUUGCCCGGUGCUCCCCGUCAGCAGCCUAUGGACCCCAGCAAGCUUCAGGCCAUCAUGAACCAGCCGGGUGGACAGGUCAACAGUGCGGCGCUGAAGCCGAGCAACUCGCGCCAGGCCAAGCGACUCCUAAUCAACAACCUCCCCCCCUCGGCGACCGAGGACGGUAUUGUCAACUUCUUCAACUUGCAGCUCAACGGCUUGAAUGUCAUUGAAAGCACAGAUCCCUGCACAAGUUGCCAGCUCUCCAAGGACCACACUUUCGCAGUCGUCGAGUUCAGAAAUGCAUCUGAAGCUACGGUGGCGCUGGCGUUGGACGGAAUCUCAAUGGAGCCGGAUGAUGCGGCAAAUGGCUCAGCCGAGAACUACGGCCUUGUAAUUCGGCGUCCCAAGGACUACAUCGUUCCUGCUGUCGUGGACGACGUCCCUUAUGAGCCGGGCGUCGUUUCAAACGUCGUGAUCGACACACCGAACAAGGUUAGCAUCGCCAACAUGCCGCCAUACCUUUCCGACGAGCAGGUCACAGAGCUGUUAGUUUCCUUCGGAGAACUGAAGGCAUUUGUACUUGUCAGGGACAAGAGCACAGAAGAGUCCAGGGGCAUUGCGUUCUGCGAAUAUGUCGACCCUGCUGCUACGGAUGUAGCUAUCCAGGGGCUCAACGGUAUGGACCUUGGCGACAGGAAAUUGAGGGUGCAGAAGGCUAGCGUGGGAGUCACCCAGGUCGCCGGAGUUGAGAUGGGUGUUGCUGCCAUGUCUAUGCUGGCUGGAACGACUUCAACAGAUUCCGAGGAGACUCGCGUUCUGCAGUUGCUCAACAUGGUUACGCCCGAGGAGCUGAUGGAUAACGAUGAUUACGAAGAAAUCAAGGAGGACGUCGAAGAGGAGUGCAACAAGUUUGGUACUGUCCUCGAUGUUAAGAUUCCCCGGCCCGUUGGAGGAAGCAGACAAUCCGCUGGUGUUGGCAAGAUUUUUGUCAAGUUUGAAACGAAGGAGGCGGCCAAGAAGGCGCUCCAGGCGCUUGCAGGACGCAAGUUUGCGGACCGAACCGUUGUCACGACCUACUUCCCAGAGGAGAACUUCGAAGUCGGUGCUUGGUAA
Molecule: messenger RNA, 1635 nt
Organism: Colletotrichum truncatum
Lineage: Eukaryota; Fungi; Ascomycota; Sordariomycetes; Glomerellales; Glomerellaceae
Source: RefSeq, a predicted model, not a curated record